Sorex fumeus (smoky shrew) is the source of this 1228-nucleotide messenger RNA. RefSeq names its product sulfotransferase 1A1. The transcript has 8 exons. The coding region runs from base 292 to 1179 and encodes 295 amino acids. Gene Ontology annotation, cellular component: cytoplasm. Gene Ontology annotation, biological process: sulfation. Gene Ontology annotation, molecular function: sulfotransferase activity. Lineage: Eukaryota; Metazoa; Chordata; Mammalia; Eulipotyphla; Soricidae. The record is from RefSeq and is a predicted model, not a curated record.
UGGGUGAACCCACAGUUGGGUUUUCAGGCCAAACUAAGCUUGGAUGCUGAGGCAGCCCGUACUGGGCCUCGCCUCCCCAGCCCCAAACUCCACCCUUUCCUUCCUGGAGAGCAGCCAAGUCCCAGUGCACGCCAGACCCCUCCCACCCUGGACCUACAAGCCCUCAGCUCCUGAGGUGGCCGGGCAGUCUGCAGUCUGCAGAGGAACCGGGAGGUCAGCAUCGCAGGUAUAAAGCAUUCAGCGUUGUCCCCGUGGCUCAGAGAGGUGUGGCCCCACCCUUGACACAGCAGCAUGGAGAAGAUCCAUGAUGUGACCCGGCCGCCGUUGGAGUAUGUGAAGGGGGUCCCCCUGAUCAAGUACUUUGCUGAGGCCAUGGGGCCUCUGCAGAGCUUCCAAGCCAGGCCUGAUGACCUGCUCAUCAGCACCUAUCCCAAAUCUGGCACCACUUGGGUGAGCGAGAUUCUGGACAUGAUCUACCAGGGUGGCGAUCUGGAGAAGUGCCACCGGGCCCCCAUCUUCAUCCGGGUGCCUUUCCUCGAGUUCAAGGCGCCAGGACUCCCCUCAGGAAUGGACACUCUCAAAGACACACCAACCCCGCGGCUCCUCAAGACGCACUUGCCCCUGACUCUGCUCCCCCAGACCUUGCUGGACCAGAAGGUCAAGACCAUCUAUGUCGCCCGCAAUGCAAAGGAUGUGGCUGUCUCCUAUUUCCACUUCUACCGCAUGGCCAAGGUGCACCCGGACCCCGGCACCUGGGACAGCUUCCUGGAGAAGUUCAUGGCUGGGGAUGUGUCCUAUGGGUCCUGGUACCAGCAUGUGAAGGAGUGGGAGGAGCUGAGCCAUACCCAUCCGAUUCUCUAUCUGUUCUACGAGGACAUGAAGGAGAACCCCAAAAGGGAGAUUCAGAAGAUCCUGGAGUUCCUGGGGCGCUCCCUGCCGGAAAAGACUGUGGAUUACAUCGUCGAGCAGACGUCCUUCAAGGAGAUGAAAAAGAACUCCAUGGCCAACUACAGCAACGUCCCCACUGAAGUCAUGGACCACAGCAUCUCGAACUUCAUGCGGAAAGGCAUUGCAGGGGACUGGAAAAACACCUUCACUGUGGCCCAGAAUGAGCGCUUUGACGCCGACUACGCCGAGAAAAUGGCCGGCUGUGGCCUUCACUUCCGCACGGAGCUAUGAGGGAGCCAGGCGGGGAGAGUGCCCAGGGGGUUGGGGGGGGGGGGGUGUG